GUUUUCAAUUACUGGCAACGUCAGCAUGUGCCUGAAUUAUAUGCGAUAGCUCUAUUUAUCGUCGUUUCUUAAUGUCGUUUCUGUUGUGAUCUUAAGGGGAAAUGUGAUUAUGGCUUUGCAUGACCCUGUGCCACCCUAGCAACCUGUUUGAUUUCUAAAAUUCACGCAUCGCAGCUGGCAACUGCCAAUUGCCAACUUAAUAUUAGACUGCUAGACUGGGUACCCCUCUGACCUUUUGUUGCGUAAAACAUCUCGACUCGACGACAUGCAUCUUCCUACUUUGUAUCUAUAUCUGUAGGAAUCUAUGAGCGUACCUCAAGAUGCAAAGCGACCAAGAAGACUCGACGGCCCCUGCGGCCCUUCAGGAUGAUGCUGUCAUGGACGAAGUGCGCGAGCUGUCUCAUCAAGACUUAGACUACGAUGUACAAGACGAAUGCGACGUGGACGAUUCAUAUACGAAGGAAACCCCCAACAUAAAUGCCGAAGAUAGGCAAGAACAAGAGGAGGAUAUACCCCGAGCAACAUCUCGAUUACACCCUAUUGUGGUAGAGCUCCAUCCACCACCGGAUCCAUCAAUAUACGAACGGAUCUAUCCGAGUCAAGCUGUGGAGAGGAUUCUAGAUGAGAUGGAGGAUGAGGAUGGCGAAAUAUACUAUAGUGUUGAAUUCGAGGAUGGGUAUAUAGAAGAUGUGGCAUAUGACGAUAUGCUACAGCUUAAGAACGGCCCUCGCGCUGCCCAGCAAUUUCAAAGUCGAAGAUUCAAUAUUGGCCAACUAGCCAUGGAUAGACAAUCGGAUAAGCGUCCUCCUCCCGAGGACGACUAUUACGACUCGGAAUCUUAUGGCUCUGACCACCCUAAGAAACGGAAGAGGACAUCCUCUCGACCUACUCGCAGAAGUACGCGACAAGCCUCCAAGCAGGCCUCUGUGCGAGCCUCUGUGGAGAAUGGCCUCGAAGAUAAUGGCUUUGAUGAGGAACUUGAUGACAUGCUCUCUGACAAGGAGUUCGAGAGUAGAAAGCCUUCAAAAUCUCGCAGCUCGGCUCGACUCUCCUCAAUAAGAGUCACUCGCUCAAAGGAUCCUGCGUGGCAAAGCAAGCAUAAACUAGAUGACUCCGAGGAUGAGUUGGCUCGGGGUCACAAAUCUGACCAGGAUGAUGACUACGAUUAUGUCAUUCCAUUUAUCCGUUCCGAUAUUGGCGGCGCCGUGAGAGCGUCAUCUCGUAAAAAGAGAAAACUGAAGCGCAUGCACACAUCUAGCAGAUACAUCGACAGCGAUUCGGAGAUCGAAUUCGAGACAUCCCGAAGGUCGAAGAGGUCAACUAAGGCUUCAAAGAGCAUGCGCGACCCCGAGAUUGACGAUGAAUACGAUGCAGUCGACGAUAAGCUCGAUUUCGUGCCCAAGAUUGCCGCAAUCAAGGAGGUUUUCGAAGAGCGAGUUGAGCAGUCAGAGUUUCGACGAGCACACGCUGGAGUAUGUGAUGCUUGUGGAUCUGUGUCGAGUCAUGCAAAGGGUUCCCUUAUCCCAUGUCAGGGAUGCUCUUAUGCAUUUCACAAGCAGUGCAUCGGUCCGAGAUCUCAACGUGACCACAGAGUUACUAAGGUCGGCCCAAAUGACUUCGUGUUGCAAUGCCGCUUCUGUAUUGGACUACAUAAGAAGAAGGACGUACGUGCUCCAAGUUACUCGGUAUGCCAGGAUUGCAAAAGUCCCGGUGUCUCAUGCGCGGAAUUCUCACCGAAGAGAACUCCAAAACAAGAAGAGAAAGCUAGACUUGAGAAUGGGGGAGAAGACCCAAUCACAUUUGUCCAGCCUAGUCUACUCAACAAUCCUGAUAAUGUAUUAUUCCGAUGCCUAACUUGCAGACGCGCUUAUCAUUUUCAACAUCUGCCUCAACUAACCGCAAACCCUGACGAGAAUCGCUUCGACGAGUACUCCUUGGCCGGAUGGAAAUGCAAAGACUGCUUAGACACAAGACAGGGGAUCCACGCGUUGGUUGCUUGGCGACCUGCUGACCAGGAUGCCUACAUCAAGGGCCAGCAGGCCGAUGAGUUUAGCGAGGACGAGAUGGAGUAUUUAGUGAAAUGGGAGGGGAGAUCUCACCUUCACGAUACUUGGAUGCCUGGAGCUUGGGUUUAUGGCAUAGCUGCGCCUACUAUGCGCACCGCAUUUCAUAAGCGCGAAGAGAACGACCUACCCAAGAUGACCAUUGAGUCUGCAGUUGAAGAGGAAUGGGUUUUGGCCGAUGUCCUCCUCAAUGUGAGAUAUAAGCGUGGUUCUACUGCUUCUUCCAAGGCCCAAGAUUUAAAUCGCAUCUCUGAAAUCCAAUCGGUAUAUGUAAAGUUUCAGGGUCUCAGUUAUGAAGAAGCAGUUUGGGAUGAGCCGCCUCCUCGUGAUUCGACAAACUUAUGGGCUGCGUUCGCAGCUGCAUACGAUGAAUUUCUCACCGGCAAAUACUUCCCAUCUGCUAGAGAUCAGAGAAUGCGCGAACGUAUCAGUAAAUAUCGAUCUCUCGACUUCCAAGAAUCUUGCGAGCUGAAAAGCCAACCCCCGGGCCUCAAAGAAGGCCGUACGCUAAUGCCAUAUCAAAUGGAGGGCGUCAAUUGGCUACUUUAUAACUUCCACCAGCAGCAGAACGUCAUCCUCGCUGAUGAGAUGGGGCUUGGCAAGACGAUCCAAAUCGUCUCUUUUAUUAGCACCCUCGUCCAGGAUCAGCCCAAGUGCUGGCCAUUUCUUAUCGUCGUACCGAAUGCAACUUGCCCCAAUUGGCGUCGCGAGCUCAAAGAUUGGUCUCCCGCGCUCCGAGUAGUAACAUAUCACGGCGGCAGAGUCUCUCAGGAUCUAGCUUUUAAGCAUGAACUUUUCCCUGAUGGGGUCAAAGAUGGAAUGAAGGCACAUGUCGUGAUUAUGUCCUAUGAGGCGGCCAGUUCAGUGAAAACUACUUUUCAAAGUGUUAAGUGGGCUGGCUUGAUCGUAGAUGAGGGCCAGAGGCUCAAGAAUGAUGAAACGCAGCUUUACAGGACGUUAGUUGACAUGAAUAUCCCGUGCCGGAUCUUAUUGACGGGUACCCCGUUGCAAAAUAACAAGAAGGAAUUGUUCACCCUUCUUCAGUUUAUUGACCCGAAGAAUAACGCUGAGGCACUUGACGCUCAAUAUGAUGAGCUGACAAAGGAAAAUCUACCAGAGCUUCACGACCUCAUCCGUCCCUAUUUCCUACGACGCACCAAAGUUCAGGUCCUCAAGUUCUUGCCGCCAAUGGCUCAGGUCAUUGUUCCUGUUACCAUGACGGUGCUACAAGAAAAGUUGUCUAAGUCUAUCAUAGCUCGAAACCCAGAGUUGAUCAAAGCAAUCAUCUCUAAAGGAAAGAUGAAAGCAGGCGAUCGCAAGAACUUGAGCAACAUCAUGGCGGAUCUCCGACAAUGUCUAUGUCACCCAUUCUGCUUCAAUGCCAACGUUGAAGACAAGAAUGUCAGCGAAGAGCAAAUGCAACGAAACCUAAUCGAGGCUUCGCCAAAGUUUAUGCUGCUAGAGAUGAUGCUCCCGAAGCUCAAGGCGGGGGGCCACCGCGUACUAAUAUUCAGCCAAUUCAUACGUUGCCUGGAUAUCAUCGAAGACUUUCUCAAUAUACUGGGUCUUCCGUUUGGGCGAAUUGAUGGGCAGCUAAGCGCUCUCAAGAAGCAGAGACAGAUCGACGCCUUCAACGCUCCUAACUCACCACUGUUUGCGAUGCUGUUAUCGACUCGUGCCGGUGGCGUUGGUAUAAAUCUCGCCACGGCAGACACAGUUAUCAUAUAUGAUCCAGAUUGGAACCCACAUCAGGAUAUACAAGCCAUAUCCCGGGCCCACAGGAUUGGCCAGAAAGAAAAGGUUCUCUGCUUCCAACUUACGACCAAAGACACUGUCGAAGAGAACAUCCUGCAGACAGGAAGGAAGAAGAUGGCCCUCGACCAUGCUCUCAUCGAGAGCUUAGAUGCUGAUAACGACAAUAGCGGUGACCUAGAAUCAAUCUUGAAGCGCGGUGCAGAGGCUCUAUUUAGUGACAGGGACAAGGUGAAGAUUACGUAUGACUCGGCAGCCGUUGAUAAGUUGCUAGACAGGAGCCGACUCGAGAGUACGAGUACGGAUAACCAGACAACUGACAACCAGUUUUCGAUCGCGCGUGUCUGGGCUAAUGACUCGGGCACACUCACGAAUGGCAUAGACCAACCCGAUAACAACCCGCCGACGACGGAUGCGAGCGUCUGGGAAAAUAUUCUCAAGGCACGCGAGGAAGAGCAUAAGCGCGAACUUGCCGCAAAACAGGAGGUGUAUGGCCGUGGUGCUCGGCGACGUGGUACUCAAGGUGUGGACUACAACGGCACUCGACGCCCAGAACCAGACAGUGGCGGCUCCGAUAUUGAUGGAGAAGACGAACUUUACAUCGACAAUGACGUAGAAGACGAUGACGAUGAAGUAUAUAUGGAAGAGGAAGAAGAAUCAGCGGCUCUAGCAAAAAACAAGGGGGCUAAAGUAACAGUAACAGAGCACAGCCAGGGCCUAGAAAUGGCAAAGCAAAUAGCGACCGGAACCCUCGAGCCGCCACGAAAAGUUCGUCAGAGCAUCAGCCAGACUCGGGGAGUAACUCAACUAGCAACUCAACCAGUACCUCAGCCAGUAUCUCAGGCGGUGCCUCGACCAGUAUAUCUGGCGAUGCCUCAACCAUAUCAGCCAGUACCAUCGAACCCCAGUCAACGUCGGGCACAGAAGUCACCAGCCGGAAUCAGUCGACCAAUGCCGCAGACUCGAGUGCUACCUCCGCAAAAUCCCCUCCAGCCACAGCCUCCCCUCCUUCACACUCGGAAUCCUAACUUUGUAGUUUCGAUCCCUCGCCGCGAGCAGCCUUCCCUUGCUGGCAAUUCUCCUUCAUCUUCGAUUAUUCCUCCUGCUAUAUCACCCUCCAAGGUAUUAAAGUCAAAUCAGGCCGUUGAGAAAGCAACUCGAAAUCUCAAUACUUCUUUCCGAGCUCCACCGACCUGUCCUACGGAUAAAAGUGGCAUUUGCCUCGUUUGCAAGGAUAAACACCAUAUUAACAAAACUUGUAUAGAUUUCAACUCGGAGAUCUCGCUGCGGCUCGCCAUCGAUACUCUAAGGACCAGUGGAGACGGGCCUGUGGUUCAAGCAUACAAGGCACACCUCGCCAACCAGCUACGACGACUAUCAGGGUCUUGAAGGACAAUAACUUUGGACUCGUGGUGCAAGUCCGGGUAAAGAGGCACGAUUCGUGGAUUGACUUACAGCUAGUUGCCUCGAUAGGCAUAAUUUUUGCUACAUGCUUGUAGAUAAGAGAAAUCAGGUUCGUGUUGACUAGGCUAUGGUAUGGUAUUAGCUAGGUAGGUAGUCAGACACAUAUAGCCCUUUUAUACUACAAAUAAAGCAGAAAGGAAAUGAA
Molecule: messenger RNA, 5424 nt
Organism: Daldinia vernicosa
Lineage: Eukaryota; Fungi; Ascomycota; Sordariomycetes; Xylariales; Hypoxylaceae
Product: PHD/FYVE-zinc-finger like domain-containing protein
Exons: 6
Coding region: 321-5204 (1627 amino acids)
Biological process (GO): chromatin remodeling; negative regulation of transcription by RNA polymerase II
Cellular component (GO): nucleus; chromatin
Molecular function (GO): ATP hydrolysis activity; chromatin binding; ATP binding
Source: RefSeq, a predicted model, not a curated record